GUGCAACGGGGCUUUUAUUUUGGAGGGGGUCGUGCCUCAACCCCGCGGGCUUGACAGCAGCCGGGUCGGUGUGAGUGGAAAAGGACAUCUGCACUUCUGUCACAGCCGCAGCAGCAGCAGCAGCAGCGGACUGAGCCGGUGGAGGGAGCACCAGACGUGCCGGCCCUCUGCACGUGUGUGUAGCCGCUCAUUGUGUGACUGUGCGCCGCGCGCCUCACCGGGUUCACGGCGCCGAUUUCACGCGUUCACUGAAAAAAAAAAAAAUGAUGAAUCACUGUUGAGUAACGGAACGGACCCGGAGGGAGUUUAUUCCGGAGUGACGAGCGCGCAGUGAGAUCACAGAUCAGCCACUUAACACCCACAUAACCGAUAUUAAACUACUACGAUGGAGGCCGGUGAGGAGCAUUCACAGAUACCGUCUGAUGAGAGGGGGAAUGCUGUGAGGCCCUCAGAUCUGAAGGUGGUCGCCGAGAGGACGACGGCAGCAGAGGCGCACAGACCCACAUGGAGUGGGCGGCUGGACUUCGUCCUGGCCUCGGUGGGGUACGCGGUGGGGCUGGGCAAUGUGUGGAGGUUCCCCUACCUGUGCUACAGCAGCGGUGGAGGUGCCUUCAUGAUCCCGUAUCUCGUCAUGCUGGUCCUGUGUGGCUUCCCUCUGCUCUUCAUGGAGUACACUAUUGGGCAGUACACUCGUUUAGGUCCCGUGCAUGCUUUCGCCAAAAUGUGUCCCUUGUUCAAAGGUGUUGGUCUGGCCACAGUUGUUAUCGCCUUUGUGUUUUCCACGUACUACAGUGUGCUCAUGGCUUGGGCACUUUACUAUUUGUUCAACUCGUUUGGAGCGACCCUCCCCUGGACGUCCUGCAACAACACCUGGAACGAUGUCGGAAACUGUUCCAGCGGUUUUCAGGGCAACAACACCCACGUGCAGUCUGCCAGCCAGCAGUUCUUUGAUCUCAGGCUUCUGGAGAAAACGAACGGCAUUAGUGAAGCUGGUGGGAUUCGCUGGGAACUCUUCGGCCUUCUCAUGGUUACCUGGGUCGUCGUGUAUUUUUGCAUAUUUAAAGGAGUCCAAUCCACCGGCAAGGUUGUGUAUUUCACCGCUACAUUUCCGUACUUCAUCCUGUUCGCCCUGCUCAUCAACAAUGUGCAACUCCCUGGAGCUAAGAACGGCAUCCUCUACUUUGUGACGCCCGUCUGGAGCAAACUGUUCGAAGUGAAGGUUUGGGUGAAUGCAGCUGCUCAGGUGUUUAACUCCAUUGGAAUAGGAUUUGGCUCCAUGGUGACGAUGGCGAGUUACAACAAGUUCAACAACAACAUCGUCAGGGAUGCUUUGAUUGUAACAGUCACCAACUCAUUCACGAGCAUCCUGGCUGGCUUUGUGAUCUUCUCAGCUAUCGGCUACAUGUCUCAUAUUCACAACCUCCCAGUGGACAACAUAGCUACAGAUGGUCCCGGGUUGGUGUUCGUCGUGUACCCGGAGGUCCUCUCCACCAUGCCCGCCUUUCAGCUGUGGGCCGUUCUGUUCUUCUUCAUGCUGCUGUUACUGGGUUUGGACAGCCAGUUUGCCACAGCUGAGGUCGCCGUUACGUUCAUAAAAGACGAGUUUGGCCCUCAAGUUAUGCGCCUCAUGAAGAGAGAAGAGCUGCUGACCCUCGUUGUCUGCAUCGUUUACUUCCUUCUGGGGAUCCCUCACAUUACCCAGGGAGGUAUUUACGUGUUUCAGCUGAUGGACCAGUACGCCGCCGUGGUUUCCCUCAUGUUCCUGGCUUUCUUUGAAGUUGCAGCUGUCUGCUGGGUCUUUGGUGUCUCGAGGAUCUCCUUAAUGAUUGAGAGGAUGCUCGGAAAAGCUCCAAACAUCUACUUUCGUCUCUGUUGGAGGUUUUUCUCUCCUGUAUUGGUGCUGUGUAUCCUGAUCUCCAGCAUUGCCCAGCACUCUUCAACCAAAUAUGAAAACUUCACGUACCCACUGUGGGCUGAAUUGGUGGGCGUGGGCAUCGCACUGGUGUCCAUAGUGUGGAUCCCACUUGGAGCCGUUCAAGAGAUCUACAACAACAAAGGUUCACUUCUCCAGAGAUUGAAAACAGCCUCGACCCCCACAAUAGACCUGGAUGCUGAAGAUUGGCUGCCGGAAAAACAAAACCUGGACAACCCCGCGUCUGAAACCUUGUUGACUUCAGUGGCGUGAGCAGGAACGCAGCACAAAGCCACGUCGGUGCGCCCGUACACGCCGUGUUUAGUGACGUAAUGAACCGCAUUUACAGUCUUAAAGUUUCUAUCGUCAUAGAAGUCAUAUUCUUUUUCGUGUUACCAAAGGACUCCUUACAUUAUCUUAAAGGAUAAAUUCACCCGAAAAUGAAAAUUUCAGUGUUAUCUACUCAUCCUCAUUUCGCUGGACACUCAAGUGAAGUUUCAUCGUCAGCAAAACAUUCCUGGAGCUUCACAAAACAGCGCUGCAGCUUUUUCUUGGUUUUUUUUGGACUUAUUUUAGUUUGUUGAAGACGUUUCACUUCUUAUCCAAGAGUUAGUUUGUUAGAAACACCCUCAAGAAACUGAAAGAAAGUCCAGUUCCCUACGAUGCAGCACUUGGAUUUAUCAUAACCAGGACGACUGAGAAGCUUCAUCAACAUGACAUGGCUCCUUACAGCUCGUCCAGCGUAAUCUUCUGAAGUCCAGAGAUCCCAAAUUGUUUUGAAAAGACACAAUUUUGGCUUCAGAAAGAGAUCCCAUCAGCAUGAGGAUGAGUAGAACGUGACUGUAUUUUAAGUUUUGGGUGAUAUUUUCCUUUAAGUGUAUUGUACAUUUAUGGUGCUUUCACCCAUUUACUCUUCACAGUUGAAUUCCACAGAAUGAAAACGCCACUUUGUGCAAAGUGUACAAUCAAAAUCUGAGAUUUUGUCCACCGACUACAGGUUAGAUUAAUUUAAUCUGAUCAGGUUUGAGUGAUCAUGCGUCCUGUCGACUAUGCAGCCAAAGAGAGUCAAAUGAUAAUCCCUAAUUUAUGCACUUUUUCUCUUGCAGUCUCUGAUAGGUGUCAGUGAGUUUGUGUGGAUUAAGUGUAUUACUCAUCUGUGGCAGAGGCAAUCAUUAUCUUAACUUACUUUUUAGCUGGAUACAUUUGUACUGGAACACCUGUUUUUGAUGAAAUGCAUCACAAACAGGCUGUGAAAGUCUUUGAACCGCGACACGACAGCCUGUCUGAGCCAGAAGAAGCGAGAAAAUGCAGACGAUGACGCUUUAGUGUCGUGAGAAACGUUAGCAUGUGAUGAGCGCCGUUCACAUGAGGUAAAACCCUCGAACAGAUGUUAGCGGAGGUGAUCAAAAGUGGGUCGGGGAUGGAUGUGAUCUGGGCUGCAGGUUAAUGUUACACCCAUGAAUCGGUACUUGGAUGAUCCGCCUGAUCUCUGCAGGUUUGAGAGGUGGAUUAUUCAGUAGUGGAGGAGCAGGAGGACUCUGAAGAGUUUUAGAGAUUGCAAGUGAUGUCUUUGAUCAGCGUCCACGAAGCUGAAUCGGGCUAAUGAGGGCAGAUAAUCUUCAGCAGGGCAACGUUUAUCUGGUAAUCUGGGAUCUCUCUGGUUCCUGUAUUCAAAAACCUGCAGUUAAUCACUGAUCACAAGGAGUUUCGUAGUCUAACUCGAGCUUCAGCUUUGAGAUCCGACAUCAGUGUUGAGUCAUUUCUUUUUAAUGACUGACCUCCUGUCGGGUCGGGAUCGUAGUCAGAGUGUACCAGUUUUUUUGAGGGUGUUUAUAUUCUGUCGUACGUGAACAGAAGAAGGUUCAAGUCAGAGUCGGAAUUAUAAUCUCCGGUUUAAUGUGUGACAUGUAGUAGAUGAUCUACCUCAACUGGAAAUGACCGGAGGAGUUAUUUCACGCAGUCACGAUCGUCUAACUAUUACUGAUAUCUCACCAGACAAGCCAUCGCUCAGUGCCUUCUUCUUUUGUUCUCGAAAGCAUCGAACACACGCUCUGAUAAGAAAUGCUGACGAACAUCCGAGCAUGAUUUCACAAUAAUGAUGCGUGUAUUUUACACCUCGUUCUCACUAUUUAAACGAUUGCGAAGAAAAUAAUAACGCGCAGUUUCUGAGUGCAACACCGCUGUCUUAAAAACAAAUCCCAGGUCUGUGAGAAACCAUCAGAUGUGAUGUCGGUGCUAACUAAACAAAAAUCAUUACAUCACAACAAGGUUACGUGCUGGACGUUUGGAAGUAAACGCAGAUGUAACGGGUGAAAACGCUGUGACCCCAGUUUUUAUAUUUGUUUUCAUAUUUCUCUGAGAAACUUGUUGGAAAAAAAUUAAUCUGGGCUUUAAAGUUUCACGAGAAACUUCAUGUUACCUUCUUCAAGUGCCUUUUUAUGAUUUUUAUUUUAAAUUAAUUUAAUUUGACAACCAAAACAUUUAUUUAAGAUGUCGCAUGUUGAAUUUGUUGUUGCACACUGUAAAAAAAAAAAAAAAAUCUGACUUGAAAUGACUUUACUUAAAAAAAUUUUUAAAAAUCGAUGAAGAGAUUUUCUUGAGAUAAUCGGAUUCCUCGAUUUCUAAAAAAGUAAAUUCAACUUUGAACAUUUACAGUGUAAAAGUGCAUUAUUUUCCCUUUUUUUCAUGAAUUAUAUCAACUGUUUUAAACAUGCAAAGAUUUUGUCCUCUAAUACGUUCCUGUUUACACUUUCUGAUAUUUAGCUUGAAUAUGAACUGAGAUACAAAAUUUCAAUGGACUAUAAUCUAAAAAUGUAAGCAGAUUACCUCAAAAUUACCAAGUAAGGCCUUCGUUUAGAAGCCGUUAAAGCUUCUCAGCUCGCACAACUCAACUGUAAUAGUUUUCUUUACUUGGUAUUUCUGAGGUUGUCAGUAUCCUGACUUGGGUUAUUUGAAAAACGGGAGUUUGGCGGACGUGUACCAUGACGCACUGACAUUAUCGGUUUUCUUCUCACCUUUAAAUUUCACUGAUUACACUGUAAAACUGACUGUACUGACUUUUGAGCUGGUACAACUUAAAUGUAACAGUAGAAUCAGGUAAUCGGUUUCCUGACUUUUUUUGACGUGAAGUCAACAUCUGAUUGAUCGGUGACGUCAGCUGCUGCAGUUUGUGACUGAAUGCUGAUGAAUGAAUGAAUAAAUGAACGAAAAGCAGCAGAAUUUAUUUGCUCCAUGAAAUCAUCAACUCAAUGAUGUGAUUUUCAUUUGUUAGUUUCAUAUUAUUUUCACUGUUAACCUGUUGUGUCAAGCUAAUCAGACUUUAUAUAAAACAAGUAUAUAUA
Molecule: messenger RNA, 5253 nt
Organism: Acanthopagrus latus (yellowfin seabream)
Lineage: Eukaryota; Metazoa; Chordata; Actinopteri; Spariformes; Sparidae
Product: sodium- and chloride-dependent GABA transporter 1-like
Exons: 14
Coding region: 386-2185 (599 amino acids)
Biological process (GO): sodium ion transmembrane transport
Cellular component (GO): membrane
Source: RefSeq, a predicted model, not a curated record